Dryobates pubescens (Downy woodpecker) is the source of this 2338-nucleotide messenger RNA. RefSeq names its product glycerophosphodiester phosphodiesterase domain containing 1 (gene GDPD1). The record is from RefSeq and is a predicted model, not a curated record. Bases 154 to 1092 code for a protein of 312 amino acids. Gene Ontology annotation, cellular component: endoplasmic reticulum membrane. The transcript has 10 exons. Gene Ontology annotation, biological process: glycerophospholipid catabolic process; N-acylethanolamine metabolic process. Gene Ontology annotation, molecular function: phosphoric diester hydrolase activity; phosphatidylcholine lysophospholipase A1 activity. NCBI's taxonomy places the organism in Eukaryota, Metazoa, Chordata, Aves, Piciformes, Picidae.
GCGGCUGCGCGGCUGCAGUGGCAGCGGCUCCCGCAGCGACGCCGCUUCGCUGGGAGCCGGCUGCGGGCCGGGCCGAGCCGGGCGAGGGGUGGGACAGGACAGAACGGGGGAGGCCGGGCGGGGACCGCGGGGUUAGCCGGCCAGAAACGCAGGAUGUCGGCGACGCUGUACCUGCUCUCCACUCUGGGCGGAUAUGUCCUCACCUCUGCGUUUUUCCUCAAGUGUCCGGGACUGCUCCACCGGCCCAAGCGGCAGCGCUUCCGAUGCCGGCACAUCUCCCACCGCGGCGGUGCUGGAGAGAACCUGGAAAACACGAUGGCAGCCUUUCACCACGCGGUUAAUUUAGGAACAGACAUGCUGGAGCUGGAUUGUCACCUGACAAAAGAUGAGCAAGUGGUUGUGUCCCAUGAUGAGAACCUGAAGAGAUCAACAGGAGUUGAUGUCAACAUAUCAGACCUCAAAUACUCUGAGCUUCCACCAUAUCUGUGCAGGUUGGAUGUCACAUUUCAGAAAGAGUGUCACUGUGAGGGAAAGGACAAGCGUAUUCCACUCCUGAAAGAGGUGUUUGAGGCCUUUCCACAAACUCCUGUCAACAUUGACAUCAAAGUGAACAACAACGUGUUGAUCAGAAAGGUUUCAGAGCUGGUGAGUCAGUACAAGCGAGAGCAUUUGACAGUGUGGGGGAAUGCCAAUUACGAGAUUGUAUCCAAGUGUUUUAAGGAGAAUGCUGACAUUCCCAUCAUCUUCUGUUUGCAACGUGUCCUCCUGCUUCUUGGCCUCUUCUACACUGGUCUGCUGCCAUUCAUUCCUUUCAAGGAAGAAUUCUUGGAAAUCCCCAUGCCUUCAAUCAUCCUCAAGCUGAAAGAACCACAUAAGAUGACAAGAAGCCAGAAAUUUAUUAUCUGGCUAGCUGACACGCUGCUAAUGCGGAAGGCACUGUUUGACCACCUCACUGCUCGGGGCAUUCAGGUGUAUAUUUGGGUGCUGAAUGAAGAACAAGAGUACAAGAGAGCAUUUGAUCUGGGAGCAACUGGAGUGAUGACAGACUAUCCAACAAAACUGAAAGAGUUUUUACACCAUUAUCCAGCAUAAAGGCAGGAAGUGAAGGAAAUUCUUGAGCAGGUUGAGCCAAGGAUUUUCUUCAUUACAAAAGUGUAACAAACAAUUGAGCAGCACACACAGAUUUUGGUUGGAAGAUGUAGUUGGAUGAUCUAUUACCUUGUCAGAUUGCUACUACCUAAUGUAAAGGCUGUCUAUUUAUUUUAAAACUUUAAUGACAUAGUUUACAUUUGUAAAUAGCUCAUUUAGCACCAGCACACUUCACAGAGAGUGAUGACUAGGAUGGAAGUUGCUGGGCAGGAUGCUUGUAGAUAAAAAGCAUUGCUUGACCUGUCACAAACGUUCCUGAGCAGAUGUCAGGACAUGUCAGUUAUUGCAGCUCUAUUCUAGUGGGCAGAAGCUAAAGAGUUUCUGAAAGAGUAUCCUGUGUGUAGACAUUUUGUGUAUUGCUUUUAGCUUUCUGAUAACUUGGAGGGUGAAAAUGAAGGUGAAAAUGAAGAAAAUUUCUCCACACAGGAGAAAUAGGAAGGAAAAUCUGUGGCUAGCCAGAUAGCUUAGGCUGUGAAGUGUAGGCAGUAAAGGCAGUCACUUUUUUUUACCAAAAUUAACUCAGUAGAGAUUUACUUUAUUACUCUUACUGAUAUGAAUGUUGAGUUUGAGUUGCAGCUGUAUGUACACCCUUUCCUGAUGUGAUGGCAAUACUGUGCCCUAUCCCUCAAGGUCUAGAUCUAGUAUUUAAGCUAGGUUCUGGACUUAACACUUGAUUUCCACUGCAAGGGUUUGGGUUUGCCCCCGGUUCUGAUCUGCCUGUCAGGCUGCCAUGGCAUGGCAGUAGCUAGCUUUCCAGAAAAGAAGAUUACACUUACUGUAGAUUACACUUACUUGGAAAUGGCCUUUUCACAAAGGAAACCAAUGUUUUAGAAGUCUUUUGCAUAUUUAGAGUUCUGACAUUUGUUUGGCUUGAUGAAUGGGAAGUUGCUUUGAGGGUGAGGGACCAAAGACGACUAGGUUUUGGUCAGGAGUUUCAGGAGCAAGUUGAAGUGUUCCUAAUAAGUGAAUUCACCCAAAGCAGCUUUAGAUGCAUACUUACAAAAAGGAGCAGAUGUCAGUCUAGAACAUGUGUACAUUUUAGUCUUUUCUCUCUCCACAAAGCUACACUCAAUAUUCACCAAGUUGUACGUGCAUGGACAUGCAAUAACUUCGCUGGCAAAAGCCAGGAAACCCCCAGAGUGAUGGAAUGAAGAUAAAUGGGAAGGUAUUUCUGGAAGCUUCCAAGCUG